AUGCAGAUGGAUAUAGAGACAAAGACGAAGAUGAAGAUCAAGAUAAAGACAAAGAUGAAGAUGGAGAAUGACAAUGAUAAAAAUGAAGAUCGAGGCAAAGAUAAAGAUGCAGAUGAAGAUAAAGAUAACGAUAAAGAUGAAGAUAGAGACAAAGAUAAGGAUGAGGAUAAAGAUAGAGAUAAAGACAAAGAUGAAGAUGAAGAUAAAGACAACGAUAAAGAUGAAGAUAGAGACAAAGAUAGGGAUGAGGAUGAAGAUAGAGAUAAAGACAAAGAUAAAGAUGAAGACAGAGAUAAGGAAAAAGUUCUCAAUGAUGAAGAUAAAGACAAAGAUAAAGAUAACAAUGAUAACAGAGAUAAAGACAAAGAUGAAGAUGAAGAUAAAGAGAACGAUAAAGAUGAAGAUAGAGACAAAGAUAAGGAUGAGGAUAAAGAUAGAAAUAAAGACAACGAUAAAGAUGAAGAAAGAGAUAAAGGCAAAGGCAAAGAUGACAAUAAUGACAGAGAUAAAGAUAAAGAUAAAGUUGAAUGA
This is a messenger RNA of Ceratitis capitata (Mediterranean fruit fly), 531 nucleotides long. Its product is annotated as serine-aspartate repeat-containing protein D-like. The coding region runs from base 1 to 531 and encodes 176 amino acids. The transcript is spliced from 2 exons. NCBI's taxonomy places the organism in Eukaryota, Metazoa, Arthropoda, Insecta, Diptera, Tephritidae. The record is from RefSeq and is a predicted model, not a curated record.